AUGGGACCGGGAGAUGGUAUCGCCAAUCCCCGCAAGCGAAGGAAGCUCAGCCCGCGCAACGCUGCUCCCUACGUUCUCCAGCAGCUUCUCGAUAAGGUACCGUUGAUAACGGAAGAGACUGGGCCAGAUGUCCAUAUUACAUGCGUGGAAUACUGGAAUGACAACCUCUACAUCGGAACCUCCGUCGCGGAGAUCCUGCACUUCGUUGCUCUUCCCGCAGACCCAUCGGAUGCUACAGACGACAAGACCUUCAUUCUAGCGUCGAGAUUGCCCAUUGUAGGGUCUCAAAAUGCCCCUACAGGGACGCAACCUCGUGGGAUCCAGCAAAUACUUCUUCUCCCCCGCGUUAACAAGGCCUGCAUCGUCUGCAAUGGCGUCGUCACUUUCUACACGCUGCCGGAACUCAGCCCGGCAUUCGGGAAUACGAAGGUCCCCAAUUGUAAAUGGAUCGGAGGCCUCGAUCUGAACCAGAGGAUAGAUGACACAACUGCAGAGAAACCGGUUAUCAUGGUGGCCCUGCAGAGCAGAAUCAUGCUCGUCAGGAUUGGAGAUGAUGUGCGACGGGUCAGAAACAUUGAGUUUCCAGGAUGUCUGGUCGCGUCGCGGAGAAACACAAUCGCCUGUGUCGCCGAUGGAUAUUCGUACUCUCUACUCGAUGUAGAGCACCAGCAAAAGAUUCCUCUGUUUCCGAUAUCGUCUUCUAGCGAAGUCUUCCAGUCCGGGCACGUGGAAGAUAUCCCACCCAGGCAGUAUCACUCACCCCAAAGGUCAGGCACACCAUCAGGGAAUUCUCCUGGUCACAGACGAAGCGACAGUUUGAAUGCGCCUUUAGAUAGUCUAGGAGGACGUCAGCGCAGCCCUCACGGUCCCGGCAGAUCUGGCGCUGGGACACCAGACCCUUUUAUGGCAACGGAGACGUCCAGCAGAUCAACAUCUCAGGACCGUAAAUCUCCUAGCCCAGCAAAAGAUCUCCCAAGUCCUCCAGCUGAAGAAUCGCAAGGCGCCACUGCCAACAAACAAAAGCCCCUGCCGCCUCCUCCAAAAGUGUCCUCGGCAACGCUGAAGCCACACAUUGAGUCUCCGACACCCUCUGAAUUCCUGCUAGUUACGGGGACAGAAGCCUCGGAGCCUGGAGUUGGUAUGUUUGUGAAUAUGGAUGGCGAUGUCGUCCGUGGCACAAUGGACUUUCACAGGUAUCCAGAAGCGGUUGCCGUCGAUAGUACGCAAAAUAAUGGCGAGGAACAACCAAGUACCGGCACCGAAGAGGGCUUUGUACUCGCUGUCGUAGAAGUCAACGAGGAUGGGAAACUGCGCAAACGCAUUGAAGUUCAACGAUGGGACAUCGAUCCGGGCGAAGGAGAGAGGCAAAAAUCAUGGGUCGAGAUACCGGCGCCAGACGAUGCUCCAGUACCACCGGUUGGCAUCCGUCAUACUAUGAGUUCAAGCCAAAUCGGUCUCCGGAAUGUCGAGGAAUUGCUACGUAUGGUCCGACUGAAGACUCCUCCGCCACGUCUUUCGGCCCUUCCGGCGGACCCUCGGACCCAGGAGUCUAUAGAGCAAUUGCAGAAGGAGAAAGAGCUGUUCGAGUCCCAGGAACUCAACGAUUCUGACGGCCCUAAGAAGGGUCAGGCUGGGUCGCAGCGCAGCUGGGAGGUGGAGCGUAAUAUAGAAGAAGCUAAAUUUGCGCGUGGAUUAGGUGUUACGCGAAGCAGUCUCAUCAUGUGGUCCGGCGACCAAAUCUGGCGAGUGCUGAGGAAUCCUCUCACCGUUCAACUCGACAACGCUCUUGGAGCGGCGCGCGAGUCGGCAGACAAUGAAGAGACUGCCAUCGAUAGAGAGUCUAUCAGGAGCUUGAUAGAUUCCAUUCAGGACACGGAACCACGAACUGAAGCCGAAUUUCUUGGUCUCAAUUAUAUUCGACAGAAAGCCAGUCUCUUGCUUUUCGCAGAUCUCAUAUCCAUGGAACCACGCGUCCGGAAUGAAAGCGUGAUAAGGUCUACGGAAGAGGUAUUGGUGAGUGGAGGAAUAGAUCCAAGAAUCGUCUUGUUGAUGAUUCCGCUACUGCGGUCUGAAGUGCUCCAAGGACCGCAAGGCAUCUGGGUCCACCAUGGACUCGCUGCAGCCGCCGAGCCUCACAUAGAAAUCUCGGAAGAUGGACAAGGUACACAUCCAAAGCCCUUGGAUAAUGCAGUUCUCGAUAUGAUCAAACAGUAUCUCCUCUCGUGGCAGCGCAAGAGAGGGUAUGGCAGUAUUACGGAUGAGAACUUUGUCUUUGACAGCGUCGAUGCUGCUCUUCUACAUCUACUUUUGGAGCAGGACUCUCAACUCAUGAAGCGAGGAGUGCCGUCUGUCAGUGUCCGAGCCGAGCUGAACAAACUAGUCGACAACUGGAAAGGCAACUUUGACCGCGCAGUGGAGCUCCUCGAAGCAUAUAACAGGCUCUUUGUGCUUAGCCGGCUGUACCAGAGCCGAAAGAUGUCCAAGAACGUAUUGAAGUCGUGGCGCCGAAUCGUCGAAGGCGAGAAAGACCUUGGCGGCGAGGUCACACCGGAGGGCGUUCAGAUACACAUGCGCAAGUAUCUGGUGAAGAUCCGAGAUACGCAACUCGUUGAAGAGUACGGAUCAUGGCUUGCCGCUCGGCAUCCAGCUCUUGGUAUCCAAGUCUUUGCGGAUGAUAGCAGCAGAGUCAAGUUGGAGCCGGCGGAGGUUGUCGCGUUGCUCAAAAAGCAGGCUCCAAACGCGGUCCAGGUGUAUCUAGAACGCCUGGUCUUCUCGAAAAACCUCACUCAAUACGCUGAUGACCUUAUUGCGUAUUAUCUGGAUACUGUGAUAUCCGUGCUGGACUCGUCUCCUGCCGCUCGGGAGUCGUUAACAGAAUCCUACGCGACAUACCGCGCUCUUCGGCCGCCGAAGCCCUCCUAUCUCAACUUCAUCACGGAGAAUGCGCCGUCUGAACCUUGGUGGCAAUCUAGGCUACGACUUCUUCAACUUCUCGGUGGUGGUUUUGGUACUCGGUAUACGGCCAUGCCUGCGCCUUCGAAUUUAUCUUAUUCCAUUCCUACAGUCCUUGCUCGAAUUGAGCCAUAUCAAAACGAGCUUGUCUCAGAGUGCAUAAUCCUCGACGGUCGCCAGGGCCGUCAUCAGGAAGCUUUGCGUCUCCUGACUCACGGUCUCGGGGAUUACGACUCUGCCAUCCGAUACUGUCUUUUCGGCGGUCCUUCCAGUACCGCAUCCGCAGACGCGCCAGUUGAACUGCCUAAAGUAUCCGAUCAAUCGGGUCUCUUCAAGCACCUCCUAUCCGAGUUCCUCCGCAUCCAGGACCCUUCCGACCGAAUCGAACGGACCAGUGACCUCCUGUCACGCUUUGCGUCCUGGUUUGACGUCGGCGAAGUCCUCGCUCUCGUGCCCGACGACUGGAGUGUCGACAUCCUCAGCGGUUUUCUCACACACGUAUUCCGCGACAUGGUAUCGCACAGCCGCGAAGCGAGACUGCAGCGCGCACUCAGCGCGAGUCUCAACCUGCAAGUCAGCGUAGCCUACAUCGAAGGGACUGAGAAGGUGGGCGGCUGGAUCGAGGACGACGAAGGCCUACGAGCAUUGAAGGGCGGACCGGCCCCGGUUCCACGGGAGAUCGACGAUGGUCAAAGCGACUUUGGCGAUAUGGUCAGUGCUGCGCGUGAUGUCACUGGCCAGUGA
Paecilomyces variotii is the source of this 3696-nucleotide messenger RNA. Its product is annotated as putative TGF beta receptor associated protein 1. Gene Ontology annotation, biological process: endosomal vesicle fusion; vesicle-mediated transport; autophagy. Bases 1 to 3696 code for a protein of 1231 amino acids. The record is from RefSeq and is a predicted model, not a curated record. The transcript is spliced from 3 exons. Gene Ontology annotation, cellular component: cytoplasm; fungal-type vacuole membrane. NCBI's taxonomy places the organism in Eukaryota, Fungi, Ascomycota, Eurotiomycetes, Eurotiales, Thermoascaceae.